Xenopus laevis (African clawed frog) is the source of this 2015-nucleotide messenger RNA. It is a transcript of the gene eaf2.S, whose product is annotated as ELL associated factor 2 S homeolog. Gene Ontology annotation, molecular function: transcription elongation factor activity. Gene Ontology annotation, cellular component: nucleus; transcription elongation factor complex; super elongation complex. The record is from RefSeq and is a predicted model, not a curated record. Gene Ontology annotation, biological process: transcription elongation by RNA polymerase II. Lineage: Eukaryota; Metazoa; Chordata; Amphibia; Anura; Pipidae. The transcript is spliced from 6 exons. The coding region runs from base 127 to 891 and encodes 254 amino acids.
CCAAUAGGAAUGCGCCCCGCUAGGCUGAUCCCGCCCCCGGCUGGCAGGCAGAGUUGGGAGUCCCAGGCUGGGUCGGGGCAGGUGCUGGGUAGUUGAGAGGUGGCGGUGGCAGGGCCGGCAGGAUGAAUGGAGCAGCUUGUCCACUGUUUGAUACCAAGGAGAGGCCAUUGGUGCUCGGGGAGAGCUUCGAGAAGCAGCCAAGGAGCGGGUACCACACAAUCCGCUGUAAGUGGCCCUGGCAAUGAUUUCAAGCCGGCGUCUAUUGAUACCUCCUGUGAGGGGAACCUGGAUGCGGGCAAAGGAGAACAGGUGACCAUCACUCUCCCCAACAUUGAAGGUUCUACCACCCCGAUUACUGUGUUCAAAGGAUCCAAAAGGCCAUACCUGAGAGAAUGUAUCCUGAUCGUGAAUCACAACACAGGGGAAUGUCGGCUGGAGAAAUUAAGCAGCAAUAUUAGUGUCAAAAAGACCAGGGCUGAAGGAAGCAGCAAGAUCCAGUCACGUCUGGAGCAGCAACAACAGCAAAUGCGAAAUGCCAGCAAAACGCCCAACAGCGCCAAAAACUCUUCUUCACCCAUGGAGAAAAUGUCUCCAGCGUCCCCAAUGGAUGAUAUAGAGAGGGAACUGAUGGCAGAAGCAAGUGUUAUUGACCAAAUGAGCAGUUCGGGCAGUUCUUCGGAGUCCAAAAGCUCCUCCAGUAGCGACGACAGCUCCAGUGAUUCAGAGGUCGAGGGAAACAAGUCGUCCCACUCCAAGCAGAUACUGCAGAGACAUCACUCAGGCUCCAGCACAGAGAGCAUGCACAAGUCUCGGGACAAUGGAGGGCAGAUGAUGAGUACUUUGCGCAAUGACUUACAGCUCAGUGAAUCUGGGAGCGAUAGUGACAACUGAUGAUUGGGCUGUUGGAUUUGGCAGCAUGGAGUAACGAGCCAGCAUCCCAUUUGCACUAGAACUGACUUUUCUAUGUGAUGGAGGGAAAGGAUUAUCAGGUUUUUGAUAAAAGACAAAUUUAUUUGCUAAAUACGUGGGUAUCAAAUACCAUGUCGCCAAUUGGUGCCCUAGUUCCACAGCACAACUCUCUAUAGCGAAUCUGCCCUAUCAGUGAGCGAAUAGCGAAAUGUUUCUUUUUCCUCCUCCAGAAGAAAUUCCCUCAGUGCCUGGCAGAUCAGGGAUUUUGGAAUGUUUAGAUACAUUUUGUUAUUUAGCUUUCACUACUAAAUCAGGAGCCAUUAACUCUUUGCUAGCUGACUCACUUUCCAAAACUCAGGUGACCUUAACACGUUCCUUGCAACUUAAUGCAAUUAUGGUAGUGGGGGUUUGUACUCCUAACUAAGACACUGAACGAAUGAAAGUAGCAGGUAGAAACAAAGUGAAACAUAAAGUGAUAGUCACUGCCCCCCUCCCCAUGCACACACCUGCCAUCAUCCUUAUUCCUCAUAAACUUGAACCAAAGUGCGAUAGUUACGGUAAUCUGCUGAUUGGCCGUAAUUGUGCUUGCCCCUUUUAACCCAGACCUGGAAAGAAAGAUGAUGACAGAUUUUAAAGGGGAAAUGUACCUUUCAAUUGAGUUUUAUUAUGAUACAUGCUGAUCCAAUCCAUGCAGUUUUGCAGUCAUUUUUGUGGUUUUUAUUGAGAGGCAAGAUUUUCACUAAAUAUAAAUGGCACAAACCAGUAAAGUCCAGUUGCAUUAUUUGCCUGUGAGUUGUUUGGAGAGCUGAUCAUCUCUUUGCAGUGCUUACUCAGAUCACAGGAAUUCUAGUAUUGAUGGGCCCAGGAAUGAGAGAUUUGGCUACAGAAUAGCUGUUAUGUAAAGCUUUUUUUGUUUUGUUUUGGCAACAAUUGCGUUAUUUUUCAACAAAUAAUAUUGUAACGGAUAGUAAAAGCUGACAGAUACUUGGCUUUGUCUCACUGUGGCGCUUGUGGCCCCUUGUGCUUUGGACCCUCACUGUCGACUGGAUUUCCCCCAGUACCACGAGCAAAGAAAUGUGAAGAGAAAUAAAUCUAUUUAACAUUUA